Messenger RNA from Tricharina praecox, 511 nucleotides. RefSeq lists its product as uncharacterized. The record is from RefSeq and is a predicted model, not a curated record. Bases 122 to 451 code for a protein of 109 amino acids. NCBI's taxonomy places the organism in Eukaryota, Fungi, Ascomycota, Pezizomycetes, Pezizales, Pyronemataceae. The transcript has a single exon.
CCUUCCGUCUCUUGCUUGCAUACAGUGGUUGGGCGUGUGGUCUCUUUUUUGUUUUGUUUCGAGGGGUUCCUUUGAAGGCUACAGCUAUCGGGUGGGUGCUCGACUUAUCGGCGUUUGUUUCAUGUGUCCUUAUAUCCCGAUUUGUUUUGAUUUCGUUUCUUGCCUUCCUUCAUAUACCAUUUUUAGUAUCUGUUUUCUUUUUGGCGCCUCUGCGUUGCUAUCGCAUGCGUCUUCAACAGAUUUGACCCACCCCCCUCCCCCCCCCCUUUGGAUACCACUUUUGUUCCUCUGUUCAUAUUGCUCUUCGCAUCUCUUGUUAUUCUUGUUUAAUAUCUCUCUCCACUCGUUUUUUUCUUCUUUUUUUCUUCUUCUUUCUUCUGGAUCAUCACCAUCAGUGGCCCAACCAGUCUGUGGCCACGGGCCACUAGGUACUCUCGGGGGACCAAUCUAGUCCUCGCAUACGCCAAAAAAAGAGAUAAAAUCCGAAAAGCCUAAGAAGCUAGGGGAGCUC